Molecule: messenger RNA, 1621 nt
Organism: Alnus glutinosa
Lineage: Eukaryota; Viridiplantae; Streptophyta; Magnoliopsida; Fagales; Betulaceae
Exons: 7
Coding region: 364-1374 (336 amino acids)
Biological process (GO): transmembrane transport
Source: RefSeq, a predicted model, not a curated record
AUCGCCCCGACGGUUAAGUUUGCGAUGAGUCGAUGACGCACAGCCUAGCGCACUAACUUUGCCCCAUAAAUCAAGCAAAGUCUAAACGACGUCAUUCUCUAACGCUAAAACGACGUCGGAUCUUGGAGUUCUCCUAUGGCGUUCAAAUCAAGCAGAGGGAACAAAACCAAGUUACAGACCUUAAAGCACAAGCAGCAAGAAGAAGACGGAGAAGAAGAAGAGGAAGAUUAGGGUUCCUAUCCUUCACUUAUUUGCAUCAAUUUCUCGAUCUAUGCGAUUCAGCGAAGUCUGUUUCUGCUUAAGACCAAGUUCUUCUAGGGCGCAAUUUUAGAGAGAGAGAGGCUUAGGGACAGAGAUUAGACUAUGCAAACAGAGGCGAGAGUAGGAGUGGUGGUGGAAGGAGGGCAGAGAGCUCUGAACUCGGGCCACGUCGAUGGUGGUGCGAGAAAGCUCGCACAGCAACCGCAGAUCAAAACGGUGUCGCAGAUUCUCGCUGGAGGCGUCGCCGGAGCUCUUAGUAAGACCUGUACGGCGCCGCUUGCUCGUCUUACUAUACUCUUCCAGGUGCAAGGUAUGCACUCUGAUGUUGCAACAUUGAGAAAGCUUAGCAUAUGGCGCGAGGCUUCGCGGAUUGUUAGUGAAGAAGGAGUUAGAGCUUUUUGGAAAGGGAAUCUGGUUACAAUUGCUCACCGUCUACCUUAUUCUUCUGUCAAUUUCUAUGCAUAUGAGCACUAUAAAGAGAUGCUAAGGAUGAUUCCGGGACUGGCAAACCACAGAGAAAAUAUGGGUGCAGACAUUUGUGUGCAUUUUGCUGCUGGUGGUUUGGCUGGAAUAACAGCUGCUUCAGUUACUUAUCCAUUGGAUCUUGUAAGGACACGCCUUGCAGCUCAGACAAAUUUAAUAUACUACAGAGGUAUUUGGCAUGCUUUACAAACUAUUAGCAAAGAGGAGGGCAUUUUGGGUCUCUAUAAGGGACUUGGAGCAACACUCUUGGGUGUUGGACCAAGUAUAGCUAUCAGUUUUUCAGUGUAUGAGACCUUGAGAUCUUUCUGGAAGUUGCAUAGGCCCGAGGAUUCUGCUGUCCUUUCCAGUCUGGCUUGCGGAAGUCUUUCAGGAAUUGCAUCAUCAACAGCAACAUUUCCCCUGGAUCUUGUGAGGCGCCGUAAGCAACUGGAAGGGGCAGGUGGCCGAGCUCGUGUCUAUACGACAGGCCUUUUUGGUACAUUUAGGCACAUAACCCGGACUGAAGGCUUGCAUGGGUUGUACCGAGGGAUUCUGCCUGAAUACUACAAGGUGGUGCCUAGUGUAGGUAUUUGUUUUAUGACUUAUGAGACACUGAAGAAGCUUUUCGCUGAUAUUUUGGACAGUUCAUAGUUGUCAUCAAUCUCUCUGGGAGCCUAGACUGCAAUUAAAAGGAUGGGGGUAGUUCAAUUGUUAUGUAAGCUCAUUUCUUUUCUGGGGUUGUCUCAUGGUGGUUGAUUUCGUGCUGCUGUGAGAAUUGUAAUUUUUUUUUUCACAUGUAUAGAUACAAAACAGCAAAUUUCAUACUUGAGUGUACCGAUGACAGUUGUCCGAAUUCUCGAAAAUAUGAUUCAGUGGUCAUCCUUUUUCAACACCUUUA